Messenger RNA from Dendroctonus ponderosae (mountain pine beetle), 893 nucleotides. It is a transcript of the gene APC10, whose product is annotated as anaphase-promoting complex subunit 10. Gene Ontology annotation, biological process: anaphase-promoting complex-dependent catabolic process; protein K11-linked ubiquitination. Lineage: Eukaryota; Metazoa; Arthropoda; Insecta; Coleoptera; Curculionidae. The transcript is spliced from 3 exons. The record is from RefSeq and is a predicted model, not a curated record. Gene Ontology annotation, cellular component: anaphase-promoting complex. The coding region runs from base 147 to 704 and encodes 185 amino acids.
GGCUAUUUGAUGAAAAACGAUGAAAAGAGCACCUAACCUGUACAAACAUAGUGAAUCACAUAAACAAUCAAUCAACAAUUUGCAAGCUGAAGUUGGAAUUUUUUAAAAAAUUAAUAUAUAAGCUCCUAGUGGGUUUAUUGGCCCCAAUGUCACUGCGAACCACCAAAGAAGUGGACCCCAUUAAAAACGAGAGAAAUGGCAGUGUUAGAGAAGUGGGAUGUCAGGCCAUUUGGAGCCUCUCCUCCUGCAAGCCUGGUUUUGGAGUGGACCAGCUAAGGGACGAUAGAGCCGAUACCUACUGGCAGUCGGACGGCCAGUUGCCCCAUUUGGUGAACAUCCAGUUCCAACGAAAGACUACUAUUAGUGAUAUUUACAUUUACACCGACUAUAAGCUGGAUGAAAGUUACACCCCAAGCAGGAUUUCCAUUAGAGUGGGGACGCAUUUCAACGAUAUCCAGGAGAUUGAAGUUAUACCUUUAAUUGAACCAGCAGGUUGGGUGCAUGUGUCCAUUAGGGAUCUUCGGGAUAAACCCAUUAGGGUGUUUAUGAUUCAGUUAGCGGUUACAAGCAAUCACCAGAACGGCAGAGACACUCACAUGCGGCAAAUCAAAAUUCACAGCCCCAUCGAACAUUCAGGUGUAGGAUUCGAACAGUUCGGGCGAUUUUCCACUGUAGAAUUCCAACAGCAUGCGACAAUAAGAUGAAUGCAACACGAUUUUGUUCCUUUUGUAAGUACUCUGUGUUCCUUUUGUAACUUGCUAUUGUUUUAUUAUGAAGCGAAAGUUGUACACAUUAAGCGCCUGAUUUAUUCUGACAGAGUGAAUGAAAAAUUCGACUUUAUUGAACUUUUUACUACUUUUGCAUGCAAAUAAAUACUAUGUUGGGCAAAUGCG